UUCCCCCACCAGAAAGUAAGAAUUGUAUUAAGUACUCACUACGCUCUUUCUUUCCCUCUAAUUUUGUUGAUGGUGUACGACCUUGAAAACCAACCAGACGGCGGUUAAACCUUUAAUCCCAAACCAAACUCCACCUCUUUCAUUUAUAUAGUUGGCUCAUUAAAAUUAAAAUAUCAUGUUCUUAACUCAUUAUAGAAAGUUACUAAUACAUCAUCAUUUCAUUUUCUUUAAUUUUUGACAUUUUUUGAUCAUCUCACCGGAACAUGAUUCCGACGGAUCGUAUUGCCGGAGAUGAAGAUGGUAAGACGGUAUUGAUUGGAAUUAAAAUGGAUGGUUUAAGUAAAGAAUUACUUACUUGGUCCCUUGUUAAAGUUGCUCAACCUGGUGAUCUUGUCAUUGCUCUACAUGUUCUUUCUCCUAAUGAAAUUUAUGAUCAAGAUGGGAAAUCAUCUCUUUUGUCACUGGUUAAGGCAUUUGAUUCUGUUCUUGGUGUGUAUGAAGGUUUCUGCAAUUUAAAACAGGUUGAUCUUAAGCUGAAGAUCUGUCGUGGUUCAUCAGCUCGGAAAAUUAUAGUCCGAGAAGCAAAUUUAUGUAAUGCAAGUAAAGUUAUAGUAGGUACUGCAGCUAAACACCACACAGUCCGAUCAUCUACUUCAGUUGCCAAAUUUUGUGCCAAGAAAUUACCCAAGGACUGUUCGGUUCUUGCUGUUCGUAAUGGGAAAAUUGUCUUCCAAAGAGAAGCCACUGCAUCUGGAAAAUCUAAGUACUUAAAAGGGGGCAGUGAUUAUCAGCAAAAUGAUAUCUUGGAAGGAAUUCAACGAUCAUCAACAAUCAAUUCAAUACUAAAUGGUGAUGCAGAUAUAGUGGGAUGUGAUCAAGUUACAAAUGGAGUCUUGCAGCGACCGAUCCUCAAAGUUAAAGAAUCGCUUAAAGAAACGACAACAAAAAGAAAUUGUUCCGUUUGUUCUUGUUCUAUGUCUUCGAAUGAUUCAAUUCCGUGCACUAUCAUGACAGGAGAGACGGACAAUUCUAAGGCUUUAGUUCCUUUCCAAGAGUCGGGGGGAUCAUCUAGUUCGGUUUCAUUAUUGGUAAAAGAUAUGCCUGACCCUAGACCGGGUUGGCCACUCCUUAAAUGUACAUUGUUGUCUGAGAGAGAAGACGUUGUAUCAUCGUCCCCAUGUGAGAUCUCCGUUGUCCAAUGGGCAAACUUAUUGCCCACUAGAUCUCAUUUGUCCACUGUUAAAUCAUCUUUAACUGCACAUAAUCACGCAGAGCAAGAAGAUGAUUCUUGUGAUCAAGGUGUUCCUGACAAUGUCAUGAUUCCAGUUAGUGAUACUAUUCUUUCAGAUAAAACCUCUUUGAGCGGAAAUUCGAGAAAUGCUCCUACAGAAUUGGAAGGUCUUCAUGAGAAGUAUUCCUCAACUUGUAGAAUGUUCAAAUACAAAGAACUUCAGUCAGCAACAUCGAACUUCAUGCCUGAAAAUUUGAUUGGCAAAGGAGGUAGUAGUCGGGUUUAUCGAGGUUCUCUUCCUGAUGGCAAGCAAUUGGCCGUAAAGAUCUUAAAGCCUUCCGAAGAUGUACUUCUAGAAUUUGUGAUGGAAAUCGAGAUAAUCACUUCUUUGCAUCACAAGAAUAUAAUCUCCCUCUUCGGAUUCUGUUUUGAGGAUAGUAAUCUUCUUCUCGUUUAUGAUCUUCUAUCGAGAGGAAGCCUAGAAGAGAAUCUUCAUGGUAGUAAAAAAGACCCAGUUGCAUUCGGUUGGAGUGAGAGGUUCAAGGUGGCUUUGGGUGUAGCAGAGGCGCUUUAUUAUCUUCAUAACGACACCAACAAGCCAGUAAUUCACAGAGAUGUGAAGUCAUCCAACAUAUUAUUGUCGGAGGAUUUCGAGCCACGGCUCUCCGACUUUGGAUUUGCUAAACGAGCAUCACCUUCUUCACAUACAACGUGUACAGACGUGGCCGGAACAUUUGGUUACUUGGCGCCUGAAUAUUUCAUGUAUGGUAAAGUGACGGACAAAAUCGAUGUUUACGCAUUUGGAGUUGUGCUUCUCGAGCUUCUCUCAGGAAGAAAACCCAUAAGCAGCGAGUUACCAAAAGGCGAAGAGAGCCUAGUUAUGUGGGCCAAGCCUAUUCUGCAUGGAGGUAAAGUCUCUAAGUUGCUGGACCCUUGCAUGGGGUGUAAUUAUAGCCAAGACCAGAUUGAACGGAUGGUUUUGGCUGCAACCCUUUGCAUCAGACGAGCACCUAGAGCACGGCCACACAUGAGUCUUAUAUUAAAGCUCCUACAAGGAGACACAGAUUCAUUAAAUUGGGCAAGAUUACAAGUCAAUGCAUCAGAAAAUGUCGACAGGCUAGAUGAAGACGGUUUUCCACGAAUCGAUCUCCAUUCUCACCUUAGUUUAGCCUUGCAAGAUGUAGAGGAUGAUUCUCUUUCUAUGAGCAGCAUCGAACAACAUGUUUCGCUUGAAGAGUACCUUGGGGCAGGUGGAGCCGCUCAUCAAGCUUUGACUGAGUCUGAUAUACCGACAUUGGAAAUACAAUUCUUGCUGUAUAUGUUUUUCUUUUUAAUAUCAAAUCAGCAGUUAAAAUCUCACAGACGGCGUGAUGAAGAAUGGUGAAUUCUUCGAAUCUGAAUUUUUUCGUGUUCGUGUCAUCUAGGAUACGAUAUACAGUACGGUAAGUAUAACUGUGAAGCAGAAACUGUUGAUAAAUGGACUGUUAGAGCUGCUAUACUUGGCUGAAUCUUGUAAAUGUACUAGAAGUAUUUGUAAACUGGAAUAUACGACUGUCUACUUGUAUAAUAAAAGUGAAAUAAGUGCAUGUUCUCAAA
Messenger RNA from Amaranthus tricolor (Joseph's coat), 2827 nucleotides. RefSeq names its product protein kinase STUNTED. The record is from RefSeq and is a predicted model, not a curated record. Gene Ontology annotation, biological process: protein phosphorylation. NCBI's taxonomy places the organism in Eukaryota, Viridiplantae, Streptophyta, Magnoliopsida, Caryophyllales, Amaranthaceae. Gene Ontology annotation, molecular function: ATP binding; protein kinase activity.